AUGUAUAAAUGAGGGUGCAGAGGGAGAAGAGGAAUCAGAGGCUGACCAGACCAGAUGAAGAUGGAGAUUGCCGGCAUUAACUGGGUGCUUGCAGCUGCAGGGUUUCUUCUGUGGACCAGCGGUGGCUCUGCUGCACCCAUGGAGUGCCACUUCAACUCCAGAGCACUGUGUGUGUUCGAGGGGAGACACUACUCACUGGGUGAAACCUGGAUGGACAACGCUUGUAUGCAGUGCACCUGUCUGCACCCUGUCGGUGUCGGUUGCUGUGAGACGGUGCAUCGGCCGGUGGAUUUCCCUGCGUGGUGUGAGGUGCGGGUGGAGCCGGUGUCCUGCAAAGUUUCUCUGGUGCAGGCAGCCGAUCCCCGCCUGCCCUGCUCCCCGGGUGAGGACUUCAAGGACCCCAGCCAUGGAUCUCUUCAGCUGCAGCAACAGCUGGAGGGGUAGAAAGCCACUAGACCGACGACUAAUCUGUUCGAUAUGUUUGCCAGUGAACCCAAUACUCACUACAGUUAAACCACAGUAACUACUAUUGUCAUAUACAUACUGUACAUAUAUAAAACAUUAACAGCAUGUGUACGUUUCUAUGUUGUAUUAUCAAUGAAGGAAAUGUUAGUGCUAUUUGUCUGUGAAAGUAUAUUUAAGUAAAACUGCAGUAUUUCCCAUCACAGAAUUGUAGGAAAGUGAACACCAAAUGAUGAACCAUGUAAACAAAUUUAGGAAAUUUAAAUCUUCUUUUUCAGAAUUAGUUUGAUAUUAGUUAUUAUAGUAAGCAGUUGGUCUGCCUAUGGCAGAUUAACUUUAUUCUAAUACAGAUUGUGUGGGGAGUUUUUCAUGCCAAAGAUUGUCUGUAAAGAAAAUUGUUUUUGGAGAAUUUUACAUCAAGCCAAAUGCCAUAUCUCUAAUUAAUCCAGUAAUGACUUGGUGUAAAUAUAAACAUAUACAUGCAUUAAUAUAUACAACAAAUUCUAUUGAAUUUU
This is a messenger RNA of Seriola aureovittata, 977 nucleotides long. It is a transcript of the gene msmp1, whose product is annotated as microseminoprotein, prostate associated 1. The record is from RefSeq and is a predicted model, not a curated record. The transcript is spliced from 3 exons. Lineage: Eukaryota; Metazoa; Chordata; Actinopteri; Carangiformes; Carangidae.